AUGGACUGCGGGUACGGGGAAGAAGGAUGUUAUCGGCACGUCGAUGUCGUUCAUCGACAAGGACUGGACGUGGCGUUGCUUGUGACAGUCUGCAACGAAUCUCACGAUUCCGGUGUUGUGCAAAAGAAGAUCUCGAGCCGAAUUGUGGAGCUGUACGAUGUUGACAUCGGCUGCAUGGCUCACUUCGUCAUGUCGGAUACGGCCCCAGCAGCUCGUAAACUGUCGAAACUAUACGAAGAUGCAGUACCAGUGGACUGCUCGAUGUACGUGUUAAAUCUGUGUCUUGUGUACGGCCUGGGCAUGAAGGAAAACGUCAAGACCUGCCACGUGGUCAACCCGGUGCCAAAUUUGUUACAGAAGCAGCGGCAGAUGUGUACGCCAGGAGGUCCAUUUCCCAAAGGCGCAAAGCUGCAAGCCUACGGGUUGCCCGAGCUCAGCGCGAUGGUGAACUGUGAUACGCGCGUGGCCUCGACGGUGACGCUGUUUCAGAAGAGUAUCCUGAACUACCCCGAAUUCAAAGCCUACUUCCAACGCUGUGAGACCUACGAUGAUCCCACGAUAUUCGCGAGGUUAUCAAACGAGGACUGGCAGACGAUGGCCCAGUGCGAGGCGGUAACACACAUGCGAUAA
This is a messenger RNA of Phytophthora nicotianae INRA-310, 630 nucleotides long. RefSeq lists its product as hypothetical. The coding region runs from base 1 to 630 and encodes 209 amino acids. Lineage: Eukaryota; Oomycota; Peronosporomycetes; Peronosporales; Peronosporaceae. The record is from RefSeq and is a predicted model, not a curated record. The transcript has 2 exons.